AUGUACAUCACUCUCUACUACCUCGUCACCCCGCUCCCUGACUCCCUUCGCUCGGUCAGGGACCACUUCCUCUCCCUUUGCCCCACCACGCUCACCGUUGACCUCCUCGAGGAGCACCUCCUUGCAGCUGAGAAGAGUAUAGUCGCUGUAGGAGCCUCUCGUGGUGACCCUCGUGCCCCUUUCUUUGAGGGGUGCUCCCCCGUCCCUCUUUUGCCCUCUGUUGCCUCUGCUGCUACUGUCGAUCUCAUUGGCACCGAGUCGGUCGGAGCUACAUCUGCUCCUAGUCGGAGGCACCGCAGCGGCAGGAGCAAGGGGGGCAAGGGUGCUGGAGGGGAUGGCGGGGGCGGCGGUGGUGGCGGUGGAGGCGGUGGAGGGGGUGGGGGUGGAGGUGGGGGUGGUGGCGGAAGUGGGGGCUUCGGUAGCGGUGGUGGAGGUGGAGGCGGCGGUGGCAGCGGCAGUGGGGGUGGAGGUGGCGGCGGCGGCGGCGGAGGCGGUGGGGGUGGUGGCGGCGGUGGUGCUGGUCGGGGUGGCGCUGUGCAGCGGGGAGGCUUUGGCGGUGGCCAGUGCCAGCAGCAGCAGCGCCCUCGUGAGACCCUGUCGCCCCAGCAGCUUCAUGAGUGGUACGCUAGGCGUGGGAGGUCUGGGGGUGCUGGUCCUUGCGCUUACGUUCUCCGCACCGGCGACCGCAAUGGAGAGACGUGCGGCGGCCCGCACGCCACGCUCCGCUGUUUCGGCCGCUUGACUGACGCCUGGCGUACACUGUUUUCUGACGCCACUGAGAUCCCUCGCUGGGGUGAUCUGCUUAAGUCGGGGGUUGCUAUCUUUGAUCUUGAUUAUGAUGCUAUCCUUGCUGCUAUGUAUGCUGUGUCUAUUCGUGCUGAGGGUGACUGUUACCUGUGUGUUCCGCCCGACCCGGGCAUUGAGGCUACUUCUCUAGGUGCUGGUGAGGCUGCUCUCUCAGGUACUGCUCGGCCGGUGGCAGUCUCUCUGGCUGACCCCUCUGGGGGUCCGGUCCUUACACACUCCUCCACGAUUCUGCCGUGUCCGGCGGUCCCGUCUGGCUCUUUGUCUGGCCUCCACCUCCCCUCGUUCUCCACGAACUUGGUAGCCGCGUCGGGUCAGGUGUUUGCUGCAGCAUCCCGGUCUGGUCUUGAGUCUGCCCCCUGCUCGUGUCGCCUCCUGUCUCACCACACUCUCCUCUGGCACCACCGCCUUGGUCACCCCUCCUUGCCUCGUCUCCGAGGCAUGGCCUCCCAUGUCCUUGUCACUGGUCUUCCCCGGUCUCUCCCUCCCCUCCCCUCGGGGCCUGCCCCUACCUGCGUUCCUUGCGUCGAGGGGCGGCAGCGCGCCGCUCCUCACUCCUCCGAGUUCCCUCCGACGGAGGCUCCCCUGCAGACUCUUCACAUGGACGUGUAG
Messenger RNA from Closterium sp. Naga37s-1, 1416 nucleotides. Lineage: Eukaryota; Viridiplantae; Streptophyta; Zygnematophyceae; Desmidiales; Closteriaceae. The record is from the annotation of a GenBank genome assembly.